CAUUUUUGCAGUUUCAAAUCAUGGCCGAUUCUAUCGAAUUGCGUAUGAGUGUUACGUCUAUCAAAAGAGUUGAUCCAUAUGUGAAAGAUAUUUUAGCGACUGCUACACACGUUGCUUUAUACAAAUUCAAUACUUCAACCAACGAAUGGGAAAAAACAGAUACGGAAGGUGCUUUGUUUAUAUACAGUAGAAAUGGAGAACCGUUUCACAGUAUUAUGGUUAUGAACCGACUCAACACAAAUAAUGUGAUAGAACCUAUUGUGAAAGACUUUGAUUAUCAGAUGCAAAUACCGUUUCUGCUCUACAGGAAUUCAAAAAGUAAAAUAUUUGGAAUCUGGUUUUUCAACCGCGAAGAGUGUGUACAUAUUACUUAUUUAAUUGAGACCGUAAUGGAGAGUCUCAAAGACAAGUCUAACGAAAGGUCGAAGAAGCAAGAGAAUGGGGUCGACAUUUUCAGCCUUCUCUCAAAAGCGCAAGAAGACUUCAAUAAAACUCCGACGAAACAAGAUUCGGUACCGCCGGCGUUUUCUACACCUAGGGAUUGUACUUCAAAAAGUGUUAUGGACUUUUUUGCUAAAGCCAGCACAAAGUCAACACAUCAAACGCCCAUUGUGUCUGGGGGCGACGGAGAGAACGUGUUACAGAGGCUGAUGUCCAACCCGGCUCACACAGUUGAACAUAUUGAAAAACAACAGAGGUCCAUAACUCCACAAGAGCAGGUAACCUUACGUCACAAAAUAAACGCAGACAGGCGCAGCGUUCCGAUUUCAUUCCCAAGUACAAGCAACACGAUCGACCGAAAAGACCAAGAAAAUCGAAUGAAUUUCAUGGGGGUAUCACCCCCGAACCAAGCCUAUCAAGGAUCAUCGCCGUUGGCAUUCCUUCUGCAAGGGCCGAGUCAACUGCAACAACCGGAAGAGCCAGCCGAUGCGCUGAGGACGUCACCCUUUGCACAAUUCCUAGACAACGCGCAAAAACCGCAGCUGAUGACUCCUAUGAUGUUUACGACUCCUACAAAUGCAGAAAAGCUAGACAACAGUAAGAUGGAAACUAAAGUCGAAAAUAUCGAUCUCUUGACGGAAAAACAACUAGCACAGGCACUCAUUCACUUGUUGAAGACUAAUUCAAAUUUUACAAGACAGAUACACGAAGCUUACGUUAAUUCGAUCAUGGAAAGGGUGAAUUGCAACAGUAAUUCCCUUAUUUAAUUUUUUUUUUUAAAUUAGACAAAGUCUUGAUAGAUACAAAGUUAUCCUCAAUCCAAUGCCUUAAAUUAUUAGAUUUUAAUAGCGACAUUGAAUUCUUUCCUCGUUCUUUGACUGAAAAUUGUAGUAUUUUAUAUUACAUUUUGUUUGUGCGUUAAGCGGCUUUCAUCUUUUUCUUUGUAUAUAUUAGUAGUAUUUUAUUUCUCUAGAGAAAGGGAACAUACAGUGCUUGAAGAUUUUUGUAAUGUUUUGCAAUGAUGUCUUCUACAACAUAAUUAAGGCGCUAGUAUUUAGAAUAUUUCAUUAUCAAAACAAGCUAUCACAUUAAAUUAGAUCUUGUUUUGAUGUAACAUACAGUUACAUACUUAUUGUGAUACAUAGAGAGAUGUGUUUAGAAUUUGAAAAUCCAAUAACUUUGCUAUUAAUAUAGUUUAGAUGAAUGAAUUAAACAGGCAUGUAGUUGGAAUGAAUUGUUUAGUUGUACUUUUAGUUUUUAUGUUCAUUGACAGUUUCUUUUACUUCUUUCUAGUCAUUUAUUUAUCUGUUUUAAUAUAAAUCCGAGUGUUAUUGGUAUCUAAGAGGAAAUCAUUUUGUUUCAUGUCAUCUAUAAAUGGCACUCAAUUAAUAUACAAUAUUUUUAGUUGAAUGAGUUAUCAUUAAUAUUGUGUAAUCUUGAUCUUGGUAGGCAGACAACCUACUCGAAGAACUAUAUUUGUAGCAAACAUAUUUCAAUCUCAUAAAUGUAUAUUUUUAAGCAAAAGUAUAUUCACGUUGUAAUAUUGUCAACAGAAUUGUCAUCUUUGUUGAUUUAUAUUUUUUUACUUGAAAGAAUCUGUACUUGUUACGGUUUUUAGAAAUUUGUACUACAUAUUUUCCAGUUUUCUUGUCGUUUGAACUUUUCUCGAUAAAUUAUUUGUUGAGUAAAUUUUUUUUUAAAUAAAGACGUUACAUCUGA
Tribolium madens (black flour beetle) is the source of this 2160-nucleotide messenger RNA. RefSeq names its product mRNA-decapping enzyme 1A (gene DCP1). Gene Ontology annotation, cellular component: P-body. The coding region runs from base 21 to 1208 and encodes 395 amino acids. The record is from RefSeq and is a predicted model, not a curated record. Gene Ontology annotation, molecular function: mRNA binding; enzyme activator activity. Lineage: Eukaryota; Metazoa; Arthropoda; Insecta; Coleoptera; Tenebrionidae. The transcript has 2 exons. Gene Ontology annotation, biological process: positive regulation of catalytic activity; deadenylation-dependent decapping of nuclear-transcribed mRNA; deadenylation-independent decapping of nuclear-transcribed mRNA.